AUGGCCGCCUCGGAUAACGACCAGUAUGGCUUCCACGACGAUGCGGCCGCCGGAGACGACCAGUCCGUCCUGUCUACGCGUGGCAUAGAGGCCUUUGGGCGCAAGGUCACCACGACGGCGAGCCAUUUGAUGGGGCCCCUUUCCGAGCAAGGGAACAACAAUCACCACCAUUACCAUGGCGCCCUGGCCGAAGUCCACAAGCAGCUGCGCCGCCCGACCAUCCAGCGCAGCAUGUUUUCCAUGGCCAAGACGACGCCCACGGACAUGGUCCGCUCCAAGCUGUCCACCACCGAGAUCCAGCACCGCGCCGUGACCUACUUGCCCGACGAGUUGCUGGCCAACAUCCCCGAGGGCGACAAUUCCUACUCUCUUUUCCAGGGCUUCAAGGCGAGCUUCCCCGACCUGACCGAAGAAGGUAGGAAGCAUCGACGGCGGGUAUCGAGAGGCAGGAAGCUACUGGAAGACACCGAACACAGUCCUGGUACGCCUCAGGCGCUUCACAACCUUAAGAAAGACAAGGCCUCGAUGAUGCACGAGCUGGAAAUGCUGGGCGUUCGCAAAAGCAUGGCAAGCAGCGAGAUCCGCGAUAUCGACAACAAGAUCGCCAAUCUGCACGGCAUGCGACGCAUCAUUCUUGACAGACUCGCAAAUCUUGAGCAGGACGAAACUUUGCUGGAACACGACCUUAUGGACGUUGAAACGCGGCUGGAAGAGGCGCAGGACCUCGUCGACGAAGCCGAAUCGAUCGCGAUAAACACACCCACCAAGACCGAGGAAGACCUGGCCGGCGACCAGGACGAAGCGGGAUUCAUGUCACAAUCCGUUUACGAAAAACUGCCAUCAGCGGCUGGCACGCCAGCGUCGAAGCCGAAAAAGAGAGUGGUCCGCCGGAAAUCAAUGCCGAUAUUGCACGAGCAUUUUGAGGCAGGCACCGCCAUCAGGGAGAUUCGCGCGCAUCAAGACACAAUCACGGCUCUCGAUUUCGACGCACCUUUCGGAACCAUGGUUACUUCGGCCAUGGAUGAUUCAAUCAGAGUAUGGGAUCUUAAUGCUGGGCGGUGUAUUGGCUUGCUCGAUGGGCACACGGCGUCGGUCCGCGCGCUGCAGGUGGACGACAACUUCCUCGCCACAGGAGGCAUGGAUGCCACGAUCCGACUCUGGGAUUUGAGCAAGGCGCACUACGACCCCCACGGAAGCCAGUACGGCAGAGACGAAGACGAGGACGGUAUCGCAUUCGAGAACCCCGAUGAUGGCCCUGUCGAGCCUCCCGAAGGAAGCAUGAGAGACUGUCACCUUUACACCCUGUCGUCCCAUGUCGACGAAAUCACGGCCCUACAUUUCAGAAACGACACGCUUGUCUCGGGCUCCGCUGACAAGACGCUGCGGCAGUGGGAUCUCGAAAAGGGUCGCUGCGUCCAGACUCUGGAUGUCAUGUGGGCGGCGGCCCAGGCUUCUGCAUCUCUGGGCAGCGAGAGCUCCUGGAGGCAGACGAACCGAGCGCCUUCACAGCCGGCCGACUUUAUUGGAGCUCUCCAGGUCUUCGAGACAGCUCUGGCUUGCGGUACCGCCGACGGCAUGGUCCGCCUGUGGGACUUGCGAAGCGGCCAGGUUCAUCGAAGCCUGGUGGGACACACAGGACCCGUGACGUGCCUACAGUUCGACGACGUUCAUCUCGUGACUGGAAGCAUGGACAGAAGUAUUAGAAUCUGGGAUCUCCGUACAGGAUCUAUCUAUGAUGCCUACGCGUACGACAGCGCCAUCACUAGCAUGAUGUUUGAUGAGCGGAGGAUUGUCAGCGCUGCUGGCGAGGAUGUGGUGAAGGUGUACGAUAAGGUAGAGGGCCGCCAGUGGGACUGCGGCGCGGGCAUUUCCGAGGCCGAGGAGGGUAAGACGCCCGCCGUGGUUGAGCGUGUACGUGUACGGGACGGCUACCUCGUCGAGGGACGACAGGACGGCAUUGUAGGAGUAUGGACAUGUUAG
Colletotrichum higginsianum IMI 349063 is the source of this 1980-nucleotide messenger RNA. Its product is annotated as Mitochondrial division protein 1. The record is from RefSeq and is a predicted model, not a curated record. NCBI's taxonomy places the organism in Eukaryota, Fungi, Ascomycota, Sordariomycetes, Glomerellales, Glomerellaceae. Bases 1 to 1980 code for a protein of 659 amino acids. The transcript has 4 exons. Gene Ontology annotation, molecular function: protein binding.